Molecule: messenger RNA, 174 nt
Organism: Bipolaris maydis ATCC 48331
Lineage: Eukaryota; Fungi; Ascomycota; Dothideomycetes; Pleosporales; Pleosporaceae
Source: RefSeq, a predicted model, not a curated record
AUGUCUUCUGAACCCGACAAAUCAAAAAUCACAACUACCUACAAGGCGGCGAAGGCUCAGGGAUUUCGUGGCUUCAAGGACUUCUUGGAGUCGUAUGGGUUGCGGGUUUGGGAACCGGACGAUGUAGAAGAGGGAAAGGCGAUUCUGAGGGCCAUGGGAUAUAACAUCUCGUGA